AUGUUCUUCGGCAGUGCACACACAGAAAACGACACGGAGGUUCUCCUCCAAUUCAUCCAGGAGAACCCCCUCGGAAUGCUGAUCACGGGCAUGGACUGCUCCUCCCAGGACUUCCUCCAAUGCACCCACGUGCCAUUCGUGCUAGACCUCCCCAACACCUCCGCCAACCAAUCUCCCACCCCGAAACUGCGCGCCCACAUUGCGAAACAGAACCCCCAAGUGAAAGCCAUCCUCGAAUCCGCAAACAACUCACCAUCAGAAACAAUAUCUCUUAACCGCGACGUGCUCGUCGUCUUUAACGGACGACAUGACCACUACGUGACCCCCAAAUUCUACACCGAGACCAAACCUGACACGGGCAAAGUGGUGCCGACGUGGAACUACUCCGCCGUGCAGAUCUACGGGAAGCUUUCCAUGUACUAUGAUUCCAAGACCCCAGAGGCAGGGGCCUUUCUGGCGAAGCAGAUGCAUGAUCUGUCAGAGCAGUGCGAGACGCGGAUCAUGGGGAUCACUGGUGGAGACCGACCGGAGCCGUGGAAGGUGAAGGAUGCGCCGGAGCGGUAUCUUGAAAUAAUGCAGAGGAAUGUGGUAGGGAUCAAGAUUGAGAUCGGGAAGAUCGAGGGGAAGUUUAAGAUGAGUCAGGAAAUGAGACUGGGGGACCGGAACGGCGUGGUGAAGGGGUUUGCAGACUUGGGAGGGGAGACGGGCCAGGCUAUCUCGGCUCUGGUCCAGGAGCAAGAGACGAUCCCAGAGCUAGCCGGGAAUCAAAAGCUGGCCAUCCAAACCGAGCCAGAUGUCCCCGGUAUAGGAAGCAUUGAUAUAAUCAAAUCUUUGCAAAUCACUGAGAGAGAUGUGUUCUACUCAACAUACUGGGAGGAUAACUGCCUAACGGCCUUACAUCCAGUCUUCCACUCGGUCACCCUAUUAACCGCUGACCAUCCCAUCCUGAACGACGCCAUCCUAGCCCUAUCCUCCUGCAACAUUGCCCGUCUCCAUAGUGAACGCAGAGAACCAUCGACGGAGCUGACGGGACGAUUGAGUCCCAGCCUCGUGCACCAAACAAGGAGCCAUCUGUACUAUUCUUCUGCGAUCCGAAAACUUGCCGCAAUGCAACCAUUGGACUACAGUCAAAACUCAACAGUGGUUCUAACCGUCCUUGUUCUAUUCGCCCACCUUGAACAGGCGAUGGGAAAUUUCAAGGGCUUUUACUGCCAUGUCCAAGGGACGAUGGAUCUUCUCGAAUGGCAUGACAGCGUCGGCGACAUGGCCAUCAAGUCGCUGCUCACUUCAUGGAUGCAAAUCCGGUACGUCGUCUGGUGGGCUCGCGCAUAUUUCAGCUCCCUGGAUAUCCAUCUGCGACUUCCGUCGAUUCAUCUGCCCCUCUCGCUGGCAGGAGUGCGAGGGCCUCAAACUCUCCACGAGCGCCGUGUGAAGGUCCUCAGCAUCAUGUGUGAGUCACAUCGACUGAACUUCAAGACCGUGCUUCGGCAUUUCAGGGACCUGGGAUCCACCAAGGAGAGGGUUGAUGAGUCCGACGAGAGCGACGCUGAUUGCACCACCCUUCUGCAUCAAGAGGCAGCGAGACUAGACGAAUGGAUCCGACAUCUUCCACCAUCCGAGGAGCCACUCUACAGACACAAUGACAUGGGCAGACCCACAAUAAGCUUCCAGUCUCACGAUGCAGCGCUCAACUACGCAUACUAUGUAGUAGCGCGUAUCAUGCAGUGCACCGGCUUCUUGAGACUGAUAUGCGAUCCUAGCUCCCCGAACACAGAGCAGGAAUGUCACGAAGAGGAGCUCUGGGUGCAGACAUUGUUGCAGGUUGCACAAGGUAGCAAUAUGCAAACAUCUCUCUCCCGAAAUAGCUAUACCAUUGGGUUCUCAGGCCUACUCCUGGCGGGAAUCUUGCGAUGCCGGAGUCUUCCACUUGGAUUGGAGAUUCAGAACUGGCUGCAAAGAUUAAUGGACCUGCAGCCGACGGAGGAGGGGGCUUUCCCGGUUUAUCAGACCUUAAGUGUCGUCAAAGCGGUCAAUCGACUGAGGAUGGUCGGUCGAGAUGUGGCUGCUGUUACGCAGCCGGUGGAUGAUGGGGGUGGAUCCCCCAAGGUGACUGUCUAUAAUAGCCAGUCUAUUUCCAGCCUUUUCUUCUAUGGAAAAUACCGAAAAGACAAUGCUUAUUUUCAGGAGUGCAUUACCUUGGGCGACUAG
This is a messenger RNA of Aspergillus heteromorphus CBS 117.55, 2208 nucleotides long. RefSeq names its product FMN-binding negative transcriptional regulator. Lineage: Eukaryota; Fungi; Ascomycota; Eurotiomycetes; Eurotiales; Aspergillaceae. The transcript is spliced from 2 exons. Bases 1 to 2208 code for a protein of 735 amino acids. The record is from RefSeq and is a predicted model, not a curated record.